CCUGAAAAAUACUCUCUUUCGUCAAAUCCAAUUAAAGCACACGGGUUUAUCACGCAAUCUUCCGUUCGUUUCCCGUGCUCUAACCCAAACCCCCAAAUUUGAAGAACGCCCACCCGCCUUCUUCCUUCCUGAAGCUGCACUACCGCCUGAAGCCUAAUCAAUUCAAGAUUUUUCACCAUUAAUCACCAAUUUCAAUGGCCUAUGUAGAUCAUGCCUUUUCUAUAUCAGAUGAAGACAUCAUGAUGGACUCUGAUUCUGCUUACACCGUACACAACCGACCUCCUGUCAAGGAGAUCGCUCUCGCCAUCUCGCUUCUUGUCUUCGGCAUCGUCGGCAUCAUCUCCGGCAUCUUCAUGGCUAUCAAUCAUGUUGGCGGCGACACGGGCCACGGGCUGUUUUUUGCGAUAUUGGGGGCGGUGUUGUUCAUACCUGGGUUCUACUACACACGGAUUGCUUACUACGCUUACAAGGGUUACAAAGGUUUUUCUUUUUCCAAUAUACCUCCUGUUUAGAUCUUAAUCAUAUUGUACCUCUUUCAAAUUUCAGUAUGUAAAUUUCGUGUUCUCUCUUGUUUUUACACUUAUUUGAUGUUCUUUUUUUGUAUGAAAUAAGAACAUGGUUGUAAUGGAAGCUAUAGAGUUCUUUAAUAGGAAUGGUAAGUUUGAUACUUGUGUAUGUAUUAUCAGCUGCCAUAUCUGUGAAACUGGUCCUAAACUUAUAAAAGAUUGUGUCUUGCAUAGUA
This is a messenger RNA of Lactuca sativa (garden lettuce), 742 nucleotides long. RefSeq lists its product as uncharacterized. Lineage: Eukaryota; Viridiplantae; Streptophyta; Magnoliopsida; Asterales; Asteraceae. The record is from RefSeq and is a predicted model, not a curated record. Gene Ontology annotation, cellular component: endomembrane system.